Sander lucioperca (pikeperch) is the source of this 5026-nucleotide messenger RNA. RefSeq names its product SEC31 homolog B, COPII coat complex component (gene sec31b). Gene Ontology annotation, cellular component: endoplasmic reticulum exit site; COPII vesicle coat. The transcript is spliced from 26 exons. Gene Ontology annotation, molecular function: protein binding; structural molecule activity. The record is from RefSeq and is a predicted model, not a curated record. The coding region runs from base 217 to 3861 and encodes 1214 amino acids. Gene Ontology annotation, biological process: endoplasmic reticulum to Golgi vesicle-mediated transport; intracellular protein transport; endoplasmic reticulum organization. Lineage: Eukaryota; Metazoa; Chordata; Actinopteri; Perciformes; Percidae.
UAGGCCACUCCCAAAUGAGAAAUGUCCAUGUCGGGUACCGUAGCUCAGUGACAACACAGCAGAGUACUUUGAUCGGAAUCUCCCUGCAGCUAAGCUAAGCUAAGCUAAGCUAAGCUGCUAGCUUGGCUGAUAAGUAGCUAGUUCUCCUGUUUGUUGUGAAUGCGGACAGUCAGGCUGUGAUUAAGACAGUUGACGACUUGAAAAUUGUAAAGGAAUAUGAGGCUGAAGGAGAUCCAGAGGACUGCCCACCAGGCGUGGAGUCCUGCCGAACACCAUCCUAUCCACCUGGCCUUAGGGACAUCAGCACAACAGCUUGAUGCCUCUUUCAACACCACAGCUGCCCUAGAGAUAUUUGAGGUGGAUUUCUCUGACCCAUCUCUGGAGAUGCAGCUCAGAGGGUCAUUACCCACCUCAAACAGGUUGCACAGUAUUGUAUGGGUGAAUUUUGGAAUGGGAGCAGAUGGUACUGGAGGGAGACUGGUUGGUGGCAGUGAAAAUGGCACAUUAACUGUAUACAACCCAGAGGUCAUAAUGAGCUCCGGUGUAGAUGCAGUAGUGGGACAGUCUGACAAACAUACAGGACCCAUCCGAGCACUCGAUUUCAACCCUUUUCAGAGUAAUCUUCUCGCUUCAGGAGCAAAUGACUCAGAGAUAUAUAUCUGGGAUCUGAACAACUUUAGCAGUCCAAUGACACCAGGAGCAAAGUCACAGCCUGCUGAAGACAUCAGUGUUGUGUCUUGGAACAGGCAGGUUCAGCAUAUCCUGGCCUCUGCUAACCCCAGUGGGAAAGCAGUCGUGUGGGAUCUGAGAAAGAACGAGCCCAUCAUCAAGAUCAGUGACCACAGCAACAGGAUGCACUGUUCAGGAAUGCUCUGGCACCCUGAUGUGGCCACUCAGUUGGUGUUGGCCUCUGAAGAUGACCGACUGCCAGUCAUCCAGAUGUGGGACCUCCGUUUUGCCACAUCACCCCUUAAAGUCUUUGAGAACCAUACAAGGGGGAUUCUGUCCAUAUCCUGGAGCCAGGCUGACUCUGAGCUCCUACUGAGUAGUGCUAAAGACAACAGGAUCCUCUGCUGGAAUCCAAACACUGGAGAGGUGAUUUAUGAGCUUCCGACAACAAACCAGUGGUGUUUCGAUGUCCAGUGGUGCCCCAGGAAUCCAGCCCUGCUCUCAGCUGCCUCAUUUGAUGGGAGAAUCACUGUCUACUCUGUUAUGGGAGGGAGCUUGAAGGCUCAGCAGCAAAGCACAGCCAAUAAGAUAUCCUCCUCAUUUGAUUCAAUGGAUCCCUUUGGUACAGGGCAGGUGCUGCCUCCCCUCCAAGUUCCUCAGCCUACAGUCCAGGACACCAUAGUUCCCCCUCUGAAGAAGCCACCUAAGUGGGUGCGCAGGCCAGUGGGGGCUUCCUUUGCUUUCGGUGGAAAGCUGAUAACCUUUGAGAAUCCCCAGCUGCCUCCGGUGCAGAGCCCCCAGCCUGUCCCCAGACAAGUGUUUGUGAGCCAGGUUACCACGGAGACAGAGUUCCUCCAGCGCUCCAGGGAGCUGCAGGCAGCGCUGCAGUCGGGCUCCUUCAACAACUACUGCCAGGCCAAAAUUCAUAACGCUAAGUCUGACGCUGAGAAGGACAUAUGGAAGUUCCUCCUGGUAAACUUUGAGGAUGAAGCCCGCGUUAAAUUCCUCCGACUUUUGGGUUUCAGUAAAGAUGAAUUGGAGAUAAAGAUUUCAAAAUGCCUGGGGAAGAGUCUUCAGCACAAUGGACACGGAGUAGAUGCCAAAGAUCUGGCAGAAAAGAUGCAGCGGCUCUCCACCGAGAGGUCUGAUGUAGCAACUGCGGUAUGUGAUGCUAGAACUUCUGGUUCUGUUUCACCGGCAGACUUCUUUAGUCAGACCCCAAAGGAGAACGCCAACUUCCAGAUCCCUGUAUCAUGUGAUACUAAUGGUUUAAUAAGCCAGGCGCUGCUGGUUGGUAACUUUGAGGGAGCUGUGGAUCUGUGUUUGAAUGAUGGUCGUUACGCUGAAGCCAUCCUGUUGUCUAUCAGUGGAGGAGAGGAGCUGCUCAAGAAAACUCAGCAAAAAUACCUAAGCAAUCAAAAGAACAGCAUUUCAAUGCUCAUAUCGUCAGUGGUGACCCAGAACUGGAGAGACAUAGUGCAAAGCUGUGAGUUGGACAAUUGGAAGGAGGCUCUCGCUGCUCUGCUGACUUAUGCUCACCCUGAAGAUUUUGCCCGCCUGUGUGAUACCCUGGGAGGCCGGUUGGAGCAUGAGAGGACAGAGAAGCGCUGCCUGCAGGCUUGUCUGUGUUACAUCUGCUCUGGGAACAUUGAGAAGCUAGUGGAGUGCUGGGCCUUGCAUAGAGACUGCUCUUCCCCUCUUGGUCUAGAGGAUCUGGUUGAAAAAGUAAUGAUGCUGCGUAAGUCAAUCGAACGCCUCCGCAACAGCGAGGUGGCUGUCCAGAGCCCCAUCCUGGCCGAGAAGCUAACCUGCUACGCUGGCAUACUGGCUGCUGAGGGCAGUCUGGCCACUGCCAUGGCCUACCUGCCUGAGAACUCGGAGCAAGCUGGGAUCACAAUGCUGAGAGACAGGCUGUUCCACGCUCAGGAAGAGGCUGCCGUUGGACAGCAGCCUUCAAACUCCUUCAACAGAGUGAAUGUGUCCACAGCUAAGCCCACUCCUGCUGCUCAAGCUCCUGCACCAAAAGCACAAAUUGUGAGUCAGUACCAGCCAUCUGCUCCUUACCAGGCUGCCCAACAGCAGCCUCCUAUGCCGUCGUUUUUUACCCCACAAGCUCUAACCAACACCGGGCCUGGUCUGCCACCGUCUUCUCAUGUACUGCCGCCCAGCGCGACUAGCCCUGCCUUGAGGCCUCCCUACCCCCAACAUAAUCCUCCGGCUCCAGGUUUCCUUCCUCAUCAACCAUUCCAGCCUCAGCCUAUGUCCAUUGGCGGACGCUCAGUCUUCUCUCCUCCAGGUCCUUCUGUGUCAGCUGCUAACUUAUCAGGACCCGCACUACCGCCUCCGUCAUCGACCCCUGGGGUGCCACCGACAAGCUUCAUGCCGUCUACCUCUUUUCCUUCAGGCCCCAUGCCACCCAGCUCCCAACCCGGAGCCCCAGUUCCCAUGUACCCAGGUGGCCUGCACAACCAAGGGCCUGCAAACCCCAUGGCAUCUGGUCCCUAUGUCCCUCUCGGAUCAGGUUAUCCACAGGGAGGCCCCGGAGCUCCUGCAGUAAAGCCCUUCUCGGCCCCAGCUGUGGCCCCACCUCCUACAGGAUUCUUUCCCUGGCUGAAUUCCCAGUCUGACAUUCGAGGACCCCAUGAAGGCUGGAAUGACCCACCAGCAGUACGUGGUGGACCCAGGAAGAAGAAGGUCCCUGAUAACUACACUCCACCAGCCCCCAUCACUGCCCCUGUGAUGGGAUUCCCUGUGGAGGCCCCUCAGUCCCACAACCACGCCCAGGUCCCCCCUGGAGCCCCACAGGAGCCCAGCGUGCAGCUCCUCCAGCAGCUGCCAGCAGAGAGGGUGGAGCAGAAAGAAAUCCCCGCUGAACACAUGGUUCUCAAAUCCACCUUUGACAGCCUGGUGCAGCGCUGCCAGCUCGCAGCCGGAGACCCACAAACCAAAAGGAAACUUGAUGAUGCAGUCAAACGUUUGGCAUACCUGUACGACAAGCUGAGAGAGCAGUCGCUCUCUCACAACAUCCUGAACGGACUCCACGAGAUCAGCCGCUGUGUGGCGAGCCAGAACUACCAGCGGGGUCUGGAGGUCCACACCCAGGUGGUCAGCAGCAGCAACUUCAGUGAGAUUUCCGCCUUUAUGCCCAUCCUCAAAGUGCUCAUGACCAUUGCCAACAAGCUGGGCGUCUAACAACACCAACAACUACACUUCAGUGUUAUCAUUUUGUUAUAUAUGUAUUUAUUUCUUUUUGACCUGAUGGCGUGCUUUGAUAAUGAGAAUAUUUACUGAUGAUAUCGCAGGUUGUGGUCUUCAUUACUUACAUACAUGUUCCUUCCUGGAGGCUGGUGUGGGCAGUGAGGUGGAUUUUUGUAGAGAUUUGUCGAUGUUGCUGUGGUUAUUUUACGAUUAAAAAUGAAUGUAAUUCUGAAAGUUGUGAUUCUGUGUAAAAUCAACAGUUGAUGUAAUAUAAGUUUGAAUUAAGGCGGUGUUUGUACAAGUAAUUGCAUUUUCAUAGUUCACAUUACACUCCACACCCAUGCAUAUUUUUCCUUAAAUAAUUUGGGAUUGAAUACAUGCAGUGCUCCAACUGCAGAAAACAAAUUAGCAGCUUUUACAUCCAAGGUAGGGGUGGAAAUGGUAAGAAUAAAAUUUGGGUUGCACUUACUAUAUAUCCUCGCGGUGUAGUUUGUACGAGGGAGAAACCAGGCCGACACUCAUUUUCUUUCUACUAUAUAAUUUCACAACAAGCAUCAAGGAAACUAUGUAACAUAAAUACUGAUUGUUCUCUUCACCUGAUGUAACAGAUUGUGUCCAGUUGAUUGUGCCGUGAGGGGCUUUUGGGCUGAAGAAUGCUAAACAGUGAUUGUCAAGUUGCUGUUUUAUUUUUUUCUCCAUUUUGUGUUAACGGAGAGCCCUGUUAGCACAGGUAAUUUCCUGAUAGCCUGUGUGAGUGACUGAAUCUUUUUUCUUUUUACCCCCUGACUUGCCUCAGUGUGCUGAGUUCACAUGGCAGCUCAUAAACAAAAAUUACAUUAAUUUAUGUUGAACUGCGAAUGAAAUGACAUCUGUGCUUUUACUCAUCUUUCUACUUCAAGUCUUAUCCUUUUGUGACACUGAAUUAGUUUUGUUUUUUGUUUUAGAUUAGAUCAUAUGAUGAUACCAACUUAAAUGAACUGACAAAUGAUAUUCUGAGGUUUGUAGCUGGACGUAAAGCUGGAUAGUUUGGUGUAUCAUGGCAGCAGAAGGCAGUAAAGUGCCUCAGUGCCCAUUUUGGUUGCACAGAUAUUUAUACAAUCCAUGUUGCUUACUUUACUCAUGUCAGUAUCUUUUUCAAAUAAAACUUCACUUCAUAGAU